Molecule: messenger RNA, 1315 nt
Organism: Strongylocentrotus purpuratus (purple sea urchin)
Lineage: Eukaryota; Metazoa; Echinodermata; Echinoidea; Camarodonta; Strongylocentrotidae
Product: charged multivesicular body protein 1b-1-like
Exons: 5
Coding region: 154-753 (199 amino acids)
Biological process (GO): late endosome to vacuole transport; protein transport; endosome transport via multivesicular body sorting pathway
Cellular component (GO): multivesicular body; ESCRT III complex
Source: RefSeq, a predicted model, not a curated record
UCUCGCGAUCUCGUACUACUCCGUGCUCGGCUGAUAUAUUGCAUAUUAGAACUCUAAAUAAGGCUACAUUUAUACGUUUCUUUAUCACUUCAAGCAGAUUAGAGGUUUGCUGUAUUCUUUACUUUGAUCAGAUUGCAGAGAAUCUUUAGAAAGAUGUCGAGCAGUUUAGAAAAACACCUUUUCAAUCUGAAGUUUGCUGCCAAGCAGAUGAACAGAGAAUCUAAGAAAUGUGAGAAAGAAGAAAAAGCAGAGAAGACCAAAUUAAAAAAGGCUAUACAGAAGGGAAAUGUUGAAGGGGCCAGGAUCCACGCUGAGAACGCAAUUAGGAACAAGAGCCAGGCCUUAAAUUUCCUACGAAUGAGUGCCAGAGUGGACGGAGUGGCUUCAAGAGUUCAGUCAGCCGUGGCCAUGAAGAAGGUUACUUCAUCAAUGUCUGGGGUAGUCAAAGCUAUGGACUCUGCAAUGAAAUCAAUGAACCUAGAAAAGAUAAGUGCACUGAUGGAGAAGUUUGAGAAGCAGUUUGAAGACAUGGAUGUCCAGACACAGUGCAUGGAAGACACCAUGUCUGCUUCGACCACUCUCACCACACCUCAAUCUCAAGUAGAUAGCCUUAUGUCACAGGUGGCAGACGAAGCAGGAUUGGAGUUGAAUAUGGAGCUACCUUCGAGUCAGACAGGCAGCCUUGGUCAGUCCACAGCAUCAGCUGAGCAGGAUGAGUUAUCAGCAAGGUUAGCGGAGCUCAGGAAAAUGUGAUGAAUCGUCAGCUCACAGAGUACAGGAAUUUGUAUUCCUUUUAUAUGAACAUGUCAUGAUGAAUUGAGAAUUUUUGUUUCACCACUCUAAUAAAGAGAGAAGUAUUGUGAUUUGUUUUAGCCAGAGUAAGUUAGGAUUAUAUUACCGGAGCAGGGCACCAUUGCAUAAAACCUACUAUUGAUGGUAACUUUGCCAUUAAUGGUAACUUCCAUGGAAACCUUGAUUUGAUAGGCUGUUGAAUGAUGUUGUCAUGGUAGUUACUAUUGAUUGCAAAUUUAAUAUCAGUGGUAUUAGUUUGAUGCAACGGGCCCAGCCUUUGAUGAUCUUCUCCAGAGCUUCUUUGAAAGUUUGUCUCUUUCAUUGAAAAUUAAAUAUUGUAUCCCCAAGAAAAAUUAUUGUCUCUAAAGUCUAAAGUGUACUUGAGCCCACUGCACACUAUGAUCUGACUGUGAUCCAAUUUGAGAAGGAUCUAUAUAAAUAAAAUCAUUGUGAAUGAUGCUCUGAAUCAACACCAAAAAUAAAAAUGCUGGUUAAAUUCAAACCAUCAAACCAACUACUAAGA